UUCCAAAGCAAACCACGUGCUGUUCAUGGAAAAACCAGAUAUCGGUUUCAGUUUGAUGAAAAUGAAGGUCCAGUUCCAUAUGGAAAUAUUAUGUAUGACAGAAGAAUCGUUCGUGGUAACACGUAUGCCCAAAACACGCUACCCAUAAGUGCUCAGCCAGAUCCAAUUGAAAUACAAAGACAACAAGAGAUUCGUCGAAGAGCCAUUGCAAAAAAAAGAGCAAAAGAACAACUUCGCACAAAAUCACCCGAUGCAGUUGAAGGUAGAAAGCAUACUGAAGUACAAACGGAACUUUACCUAGAGGAACUGAGUGAUCGAAUUGAAGAAGCUGAUGUUGAUACCCAAACUGAUGCAUUUUUAGAUCGACCACCUUCUCCUUUGUUCGUUCCAGCUAAAACUGGGAAGGAUGUUUCAACACAGAUAAUGGAAGGAGAUCUCUUUGAUUUCAAUAUUGAAGUGAAGCCAAUUUUGGAGGUUCUUGUUGGAAAAACAAUGGAACAGUCUUUACUGGAGGUUCUUGAAGAGGAAGAAUUGGAAAACUUGAGACAACAGCAAAGAGAAUUUGAAGAACUAAGAAAUGCUGAGCUGGUUGAGAUGCAGAGACUUCAAGAACAAGAAAGAAGGCACAAAGAGGAAAAAGAAAGAAGAAUGAAACAGCAAAGAGAGGUUCUUAAAAAAGAGAAAGAAACUGCUGAAAAAAUUGCUGCCAGGGCAUUUGCUCAGAGUUAUCUUGCUGAUUUGGUUCCAUCUGUUUUCAGUACCCUACGAGAUAAUGGAUACUUCUAUGAUCCGGUUGAACGUGAUGUAGAGCAAGGAUUUAUUCCUUAUAUUAUGGAAGAAGUGGUGAAAAAGGUUGACAAGUCUGUUUGUGCACGUACACUUCUUGAUGAUAUCAUCCGCUCUGUGGUGAAAGAUAGAGCAGCAGCUUUCAGCAAUCUUUCUGCUCCAACUUUGACAGAUCAAUAAAGUUAAAUUUGUUUGUAUUGUACAGCUUUGUAAUAAAGAUAUUUUGUUUAUAAUAUUGUUCUUUAUAUGAUUACCAAUACAUGUGUUUUGACCAACAUUUUAGUUUUGUCAUUUCCAAUGUGCAUGUUGAGUAAAAAUACAAUUGCUCUGAAUAAA
Molecule: messenger RNA, 1122 nt
Organism: Ciona intestinalis (vase tunicate)
Lineage: Eukaryota; Metazoa; Chordata; Ascidiacea; Phlebobranchia; Cionidae
Source: RefSeq